GAUUUUCAAAUCACCUUCUUGCUCGCGCCGUCUUUGUAGGAGUUUCCAUACCUCAUUGCACAAGGCCAUGCCUCUGAAUUUCAAAUCCGUGUACCCGGCAGAGGAGCCGGAAUUUUUGUCUUUUCCUAGCAGGAGGAGUGUUGUUCAUAGCACUCAGGGUAUGAUAGCAUGUACUCAACCUCUUGCGGCAAGAUGUGGACUCAAAAUUCUGGAUGCUGGUGGAAAUGCUGCUGAUGCAGCAGUAGCUGUUGCCGCUGCUUUAAAUGUCACAGAGCCAUCCUCUACUGGAAUCGGUGGUGAUAUGUUUUGCCUCUGGUACAAUGCCAAAAGCAAGAAGAUUGAAGCAAUGAAUGGCUCAGGAAGAGCUAGUGCUAAGUCCACUUUGGAAGCAGUCCGAAAAGAUUUGGGAUUGAAGGAUGGGGAAGCAGGAAACGUCCCUCAGAACAGUAUCCAUGCAGUCACAGUUCCAGGAGCUGCAGCUGGUUGGGUUGAUACUGUUGAGAGAUUUGGGAGUGGAAAGUUAACUUUGGAGCAAAUAUUAGCCCCAGCCAUUGAAUUAGCCGAGAAUGGAUUUCCAGUUUCAGAUAUUGCUUCGAGUAUGUGGAGAGCACUUGAAAAACACCUCAUUGAAGCGUCACCAAACUACGCCGAGUUAUUGAAAAAGGGCCCGGACGGUUUUCGCGGCCCUGAGCCAGGAGAGCUAUUCAAAAACAAAUCCCUAGCAGCAACAUUUCGAGCUCUUGCCAAGGAAGGCAAGAAGGGAUUUUAUACCGGCCGAAUCGCUGAAGCAAUUGUUAAAGUUACCAAAGACCGAGGAGCCUUCCUUGGACUUGAGGAUCUGAGAGAUCAUCUCGAAAGGGGAAGCGAGCCAGUUGAUCCCAUAUCUUAUGUUUUCAAAGGACAAGGUUACAUUAAGACGCAUGGUGAUUUCGUCGAUGGCUCCUCAGGCCAAGGGACAAACGAAGAUAACCACGGCCUAGAAAUCUGGGAACACCCUCCCAACGGACAAGGGAUCGUCGCCCUAAUGGCUAUUGGUAUCUUCGAGUCCCUCGAAGAGACCGGUAAGAUCCCACGUUUCACUUCCGCUGACCACAACUCCGCUCAAUACCUACACGCCGUCAUCGAAUCCCUCCGAAUAGCCUUCGCCGACGCAAGCUGGUGGAUCGCCGACCCCUCACACUCCAAAGUCCCCUCUUCGACAUUAAUCUCAAAACCCUACCUUGCCGAACGAGCCAAGCUUUUCGACCCCUUGAAAGCCUCCUCCAAGAUCUACGACCGAGGCAGCCCAGCACAUAACCACAGCGACACAGUCUACUUCGCCGUCACCGACAAAGAAGGGAACGGUAUCUCCUUCAUAAACUCGAUCUUCGACUCUUUCGGCUCGGGAAUUAUCCCCGAAGGCACCGGCUUCGUGCUCCAGAACCGCGGUGCGAGUUUCCAGCUCACGGAAGGCCAUCCGAAUGUCAUUGCGCCGGGCAAGAGACCGUAUCAUACCAUCAUCCCUGCUAUGGUUACCAAUGUGCACGAUGGCUCUUUACAUUCUGUUUACGGGGUUAUGGGCGGCUUCAUGCAGCCUCAAGGACACGUGCAAGUUCUGCUUAACACAAUUUCGUUCAAGCAUAACCCGCAAACUGCGCUUGAUGCUCCGAGAUUCUGUAUCGGGGCGGAGGGCAUACCAGGCGAUCCAUAUGAAAGGACUGUCUUUUUGGAGGAGGGAAUUGGUGAGAGUGUUUGUCAGGAGCUGAGGGAGAUGGGCCAUGGUGCGAAGAUUGUUAAGGGAUAUGGUAGGAGAGUGUUUGGUAGGGGACAGUUGAUUAGGGCGCAUGUUGAGGACGAGGUGACGGUUUAUAGUGCGGGGAGUGAUCCGAGGGGUGAUGGGGCUGCUUUCCCUGGAUAGAGGGUUGGUACAGAUGUGAGAUUAUUGUGAUGAAGUCAUAGAGAAUUUGAAAACGAAACGCUUCCGUGGUGGGCU
This is a messenger RNA of Hyaloscypha bicolor E, 1972 nucleotides long. Its product is annotated as putative gamma-glutamyltransferase ywrD. Bases 68 to 1897 code for a protein of 609 amino acids. Lineage: Eukaryota; Fungi; Ascomycota; Leotiomycetes; Helotiales; Hyaloscyphaceae. The transcript has 4 exons. The record is from RefSeq and is a predicted model, not a curated record.